GUUUGUUUUCACAUUCCGAAUAUCUGAGUUUGCCACUCUUCUUGUUGCGAAGUCUGCGGAGAUUCCAUAUGAAGGUUUGGUCUUAAGGGCCGCCUCUUAACGUCAUGGCCAAGAAGGGAAGGUGGUGAACUACACAGUAGCAUCUUAUCAGGAUUGCCCUGCUACUAUGGACUAAGGUGGGCCGACCAUGGCAUCCAACACAGCUGGCAGGACCAGGAGUGGAGACCCUCGAGAUCGGCAGGCUGGCAACUCUGCCAACUCCAAAAAACUCAGUAAAACAUCUUCAGCCGUACCCAGGAACAGUGCUGACAGCACCUACAGAGAUGCGGCUGCAGCUACAGGUGCAGCAUCUGACAACAAGGGGGAGGAAGGGAGUGGACAAGGUGACAAGACUCCAGCCUCCAGGAGAAGUAGUGCUGGUAGUCAGGGCACAGGAGAGCAGAAGGCCACAGGGACUGCAUAUAAUAAUACAGGCACAAGACCUCCAGUGGACGUACAAGUCACCAGAGAUGAUACGAAAGCUGACAGCACACUCUUCGCAUCAGUGGGAGUCCUGUACCCUCCGCAGAGACAGGGUAGCCAGUCCACCAUUUCCACCAUUCCUGCUGAAGAGAACAUUUCUGCUAACCCACCCAGACUGCUGCUUCUCUCUUCACGUGCCAAGAACAGUGGCACUAUCGCUACAUCAGUUCGCUCCAACGUACAUGUCAUCAGGUAUAACUACGAGAACUCCACCUUGGAUGGCAUCCUGAAGCAGGCAGCAGAAGUCCUGGGGGGGAUCAAGGUGGAGAGCAUUGCCUGUGUGAUGCACAGCUCAGGGGGGAGUAUUUAUGUGUGUUCGGACCGUCUGUUGACUUCUCUGAACAUCAUCGAACAAUCCUCUAUCCGUGACUUCUACAGCACUUUGGUAGAGAACCACCUCGACAGGUCCUUUGUGAAUGCCAGACUGGACUUCCUGGCCUGCAGUGCUGUUCAGAGUGUGGAGAGUGGGACCAUACUACAGGAGAUGGAGUCCUUAUUAGGAGUGUCCGUGGGAAUGGCUAAAGAUCUGUCAGCGGCAGAAAUCAGCAUGCAGAGAAUAGGAGAAGACAGUUCCACUACAGUUGGUGAGCUGUACUUCAGGGAGGAGAAGCUGCAACAGCUGAGCGGCUCCAGUCCGCAGACGCUGGCCGGGUUUGAAAAGAUCAGGACGGUGGGGAAAGGAGCGUACGGUACUGCAGUAUUGUACCGCAAGAAGGACGACGAUUCUCUAGUCAUUUUGAAAGAAAUCAACAUGCACGAUUUAACAGCAUCAGAAAGGCAGAUGGCUCUGAACGAAGUCAAAGUCCUGGCAAUGUUGGACCAUCCGAACAUCAUCACGUAUUAUGAUAGCUUUGAGGAGGAUGGGGUGCUCAUGAUUGAGAUGGAAUAUGCAGAUGGCGGGACUCUUGCAAAAUAUGUCGGACAAAGGGAAACUCCGCUGUCAGAAAAGGAGAUCCUCUUCAUGUUCCAGCAGAUAGUGGCAGCAAUACGGCACAUCCACGAACACAACAUCCUACACAGGGAUCUGAAAACAGCCAACAUCUUUCUAACAAAGGAAGGUGUCAUCAAAGUUGGAGACUUUGGUAUUUCCAAAAUGAUGACUUCAGCAAACCAUGGUGCUAACACAGUUCUGGGCACGCCCUAUUACAUCUCACCUGAGAUGUGCGAGGGGAAAGCCUACAACGACAAGUCUGACAUCUGGGCUCUGGGCUGUAUCAUGUACGAGAUGGCAUGCUUACACAGAACUUUUGAAGGCUCCAAUUUACCCGCGCUGGUCAAUAAGAUCAUGAACGGGCAGUUCGCCCCCGUGAAGGGAAACUACAGCCAUGAGUUUAAGGAUCUGAUUCAGGACAUGCUUCAGCGGGAGCCCCAGUACAGACCAUCUGCUAAUGAGCUGCUGUACCACAGGUUACCAGAGCUGAUGGCAAGGUAUGAGGAGGGUGCCACAGAGUGGGAGGAUGAGUUGUCUUCAUCCCUGGAUGGUUCCAAACAACUGGCCAGCUGCAAGCGGCGCAGAACCCGGUCUGUGCUGGUUUACCUUGACACGUGCGCCAUGACACUCACACCCAUCGAGCUUCCUGCCAAGAUCAAGAUCAGACAGGUCGCCGUGGGGUUAGAACACAUGGUCGUGGUGGCUAUGGAGAGGGCAGUGUACACCUGGGGGGAGGGGAGCAAAGGUCAGUUAGGCCAUGGGGACCUUCUGGGUCGUAGCAAGCCAGAAAUGGUGGAAGCCCUGAAGGGGAAGUCGAUCGUGCGUGCCUGCUGCGGAGACGGCUUUAGCGUGUUCGUCAGCGACAACGGGAUCGUGAUGACCUGCGGAGAUGGGAGUAAUGGCUGCUUGGGGCAUGGGGAUUGGAUGAGCGCCUCGCGACCGCGGCUGAUCGAGCCCCUGCUGAGUGUGGACGUACGUGCCAUCUCCUGCGGGCCGCACCACGUUGUGGCGGUGGGGAGCGACGGGGAGGUGUUCGCGUGGGGGCGCGGGAAGCACGGCUGCCUGGGCCUGGGGGACGAGGAGGACCACUUCUCCCCUCAGGAGGUCCAGAUCAGCGAGCCAGUCUUCAUCCGGGAGGUCAAGUGUGGCGUGGACGGCACCAUGUUUCUAACAGACAUGGGCAGUGUGCUGGCAUGUGGGAACAACGAAAAUAAUAAACUCGGUCUGAACCAUCGGCAGGGGUUCCUGAGAGCCAUGAAAAACCUGCUGCAGAAGGUGGAAGUUCCGGGUCGGAAGGUUCCCACCGUCGUGCGAGCCCUGACCAACCACAGAGCCAUCGACAUGGCGGUGGGGCCACACCACACAUCUGUACUGGUGGAGCCUGGCAAGGUGUACACCUUUGGCAGGAAUCUGGAGGGUCAGCUGGGGACCGGCCAUACCAAGCCUAGAGACGCGCCCAUGGAGGUCAAAGAUCUUAGUAUAUCAGACAAGACAGUCACCAUGCUAGCUUGUGGAGACAUGUUCACCGCGGUGGGUAUCAACUCCGAGAACGCGUUGUUCUUCUGGGGAACCCGUUAUCGGCCGAAGGACAAACCAGAAGAAAACAACAACCAAUCAGCUGAAGGAGCGGGCGCCGGUGAAGAACAAGACCACGCGCCGAUCGGACAUCGCAGAAAUUCUAGCAACAUCUCUAUCACCAGUGCUGGGAGUGUGAAUAACAUAGCCGUAGAAUCUAGAGCACACACUCCGACACAGGAUACUAACAGACUGUCUGUCAGCUCGGUAGGUUCUGUUCAAAGGCAAGUGUCCAGUUCUUCCCUGAAUGCAGAUAACACAGGUGGAGAUGGUGUAGACAGUAGGGAGACACGAGGUAGGUCUGCCAAAAGACACAGUUCCCACAGCAGUAUAGGCAGCAUCAAUAUUGGUGAGAAGGAGACAGAGCUCAUCACCACUCCCACACCCAUCCUACGCUGUGACUCCAUCAUCGGUACAGGCGGGACUCCUGGCGCCGAGCCCAUCCCGCUCACAUUGACUCAUGUCGUGGCUCACGGACAAAACCUGUUUGUACAGGUAGAGACGGCCGCACCCCCACCACGCAAAAGGACUCGGAAGAAACGAUCCUUCAAGAAGAAAAUGGGACCAAACCUAGAGGUCCCCCCUCGAAACCUCCACCAUUCAGCCUCUAGCAAUGACGCGGGGGAUGAGUACACCAGCUCCGAGGCCUCGGAGUACGACACACAGGGAACCAUUCCGACCUGGAUCAAGAACGAGCUGAGUACGUCAGCGCUCGUUAGUCAGGACGAACAAGACGCAGAUGAGAGUGAAGAUGGCGGCGUCACCGAUGAUGAUGCGCUCACAGAGACCGAGGCCUCCGGGAAUGACAGCAUUGUCUCCGUAGAAACAAGUAUUCAAAUCAACAAAGAACUGAAGAGUAAGGACGGCAUGAAAGCUAUACGAGCUGACUGGAACCCUAAACCCUCCCCUCAGGUGGGCAGAGCGAAGGAAAAAGAAGCUCUGGUGUUAGGUGAGGACAAGACUCAGAUGAAACGUGUGUCUACUGAGAGUAGUGUGGACACUUUUGCAGCAGAUGAACUGGAUCACCUUUCCAGCUCGGACUCUUCGGAACAGAUGGCAGUGGCCCUCAGAAAUGCGUCUGAGGUCACCAAAAGCAGCGAGGGGAAUCAUCAGGCUAGGAAGAAGCUGUCCCUUCCCACUGUAACCACAAAGGAAGGGAAACUGGCGCCGCCAUCUUCAUACCGUGCACAGGAGGGAAUGAAGCGGGUCGGCCCGAUGCCGGGGGUACAGCGACCGUUGAACCGUCUGCGUGCAGGCCGCUGCCGUGGUCGGGCGGGCGCACUGGUGCCAACCGUGAGCGAGCCCCCGGGGGGGCUGGGGAAGUCUGUCGCCAAACCUAUCUACAAAACCAAGGACACCCUGAUCACAGAGGUGGAGAGGUUGAAAGAAGAGAAGCAGCGUGCAGAAGAACAGUUAGAGAAGGUACAGGAGACCUACAAAGCACAGCAACAGAAACUGGAACAAGAACAGCAACAAGUGGUGGAGGAACGGGAACGAAAGCUGCAAGAGGAAAUAGAAAUCCUUCGUCAGGAGUUGACCAUUCAGAGUAACGCGCUGAAGGAAAACCAGAACAUCAUGAUGAGUCUGCAGGACCAGCUUGUCAGGGUUCAGUCUGAGCAGCUCCGAGCAAAUGCACGAGAGAAACGGGCGGCCAGCGCCCGGUCUCAGCCAAUCAGCUCCCCUCUAAAGAAACCAGAAAGUAAAAUCUGUAGUAUAAGCUAGAGAGUGGCUGUAUUAUAUGUAAUUUGUAGAUAAAUAUCCAUGUUUUGAUAUUACCCUUAUCAAUGACUUUUUAAGAACUGAAACCCAACUAGUACUACUAUUUCUGAAUGAUUGAGAUAGAGUACCAAAGAUUUAACCAUGUUGGCCAAUAAAGUAUUGAUAUGACAUAUUUAGAAAAAAAUCAAAUGCUUGUAUAUAAGAUAUGGCUUCAAAAUUUGAAGUUUCUGCAAUCAUUGUGCUUAUAAUGUAUGUAUGAAAUUGGGAGCCAAAUUGACCUCAAUUUUUGCCUAUUGUAGGUAGAUGAUGAUCAUUGUGAGUCCAGUUGAACAGUCUCGAUCCCAUGUCAUCUCUUAAGUGCACAAAGGUGUAGAUUGAAAUUGCGGCUGCUUUUGUGCCUUAUCAGAAACAAUUGUGAUACAAAUUUGUAAAAGUUCUAUUUGUAAAAUAAAUCAGCUUGGCAUGUUUGAAGAGCAC
Molecule: messenger RNA, 5224 nt
Organism: Branchiostoma floridae (Florida lancelet)
Lineage: Eukaryota; Metazoa; Chordata; Leptocardii; Amphioxiformes; Branchiostomatidae
Exons: 5
Coding region: 188-4750 (1520 amino acids)
Biological process (GO): protein phosphorylation
Molecular function (GO): ATP binding; protein kinase activity
Source: RefSeq, a predicted model, not a curated record